AUGAAAAUUACAUCGAGAUGGACAAAUUCUAUUUUAGGAGCAAAUGUAGAGGAUUCAGUAGGGACAAAUACGUCUAAGGGUUUGACGCAAGAUUUGCAAAUUUCAUCAACUAUUCAGAGAUUCUGAGUUACUAUUACUGAAGUUGUUAUAUCAAGAAGAAGACAAAAAAUUUGGCCUGGGGUACCGACUGAGACUUGAACUGUGUAA
Messenger RNA from Blepharisma stoltei, 207 nucleotides. The record is from the annotation of a GenBank genome assembly. NCBI's taxonomy places the organism in Eukaryota, Ciliophora, Heterotrichea, Heterotrichida, Blepharismidae.